ACAUUUGAAUAGACGUGUGUCGCCCUGCUCGCCGUGUGUCGCCUCAGAGCUGCUGCAGCCGGACCAAACCCUCACACCACCACACCCAGAGACCCAGAGACCCCCAGGACCCUGACUCACCCCCCAGGUAAGACUAUUAGGACUCUGAUCCACACAGGUGAGUCUGUGAAGGCGGCACAGAGACACCUGAGAGGACUCCGCUCAGAGAUUUUUUUAUGACAGAGAGAAACUGCAGAGAGGAGGACGGAGCGUGCAAAAUCUUCACAAUCCUUUAAUUUAUCAUAAAUGUCUGUGUAGUUUAAUCUAAAACUCAUCCUCGCUCUGCAGACCAGAGACUUCUUUAAAAACAAAACAAGUAAAAACAGGAACUUCAAACCCUCAUUUCAGAGUGAAGAAACAAACGAGAGGAAGACGAUAAAAAGACUUUAAUCUUCUGUUUGUGGACUAAUCUUUGCAGAUGUUCUGAAUCGGCUGCAGGACAGAUUUAUCUCAGAGUCUCUCAGUUUUAUGCAAAACAGAAUGAAACUGAAAAUUCAGACCCGCGUUUAAUGUGAGAGACCUGCUGCAGAAAAACCACAAAAACAGAAUAAAGUGGGUUUAACAUUUCUCUAAAACCAAAGAUGGUUUCUCUUCAAACUGUCGAACCUUCACUGUGACAGAGGAGAGGAGCACAGAGAGAGAGUCCGGUGUUUUUAUCUCUGAGUUUCUGCACAUUUCCACAGAUCUGAACCCCGACUUUAAUCCUCUUCAGGUCACAGUUUCACACUUUUUCCUGCAGAAAUAUGGAGACAAAACAGAAACUUAAGAGUCGAUUGUGAAAUGAGGUCAUUGGAUUUUUACAGAGAGUGACUGAAAUCAUCUGAAAGUCGAAGCAGAGAUGGUUUGAAGCAGAGCGAGGCCUGCAGGAGAGGAAGAAGAAGAAGAAGUUAAAGCUCUGCAGUGAGCUGAAGAGGAAGUUUGCGGUCGGCUUCACUUCAACAGAAAAAAGAAAAAACUCAGAGACGGUGAACAGAAACUGAUCUGAGCUCAGAGCUUCAUCUGUCAGGAGGACUUAGUUUAAGGAGCAGCAGGUCUGCAGGAUCUUAUUGAGGGUCAGGAUCUCUGAGGGAGAGCGGACAGACCGUUCAGGGUCGCCGUGGUCGUGACGUCAGAUCCUCAUGACUCGGCAGAAACCACAGAUUUAGAAAAUGGAAGUUCAGAGACGGAGGACGUCUUUAUCAGCUCUGCUCUUUAGACAGACUCAGUUUGUCACUUUUCAGUAAUCCUGUGAUUUUCUCUGUGAAACUGAUUCAAACAUUAAUCAUCAAACCUCCUGAUCAGGAUCCUGAUCAGGUCUGACUGUAGACCUCCUUCAGAGACCACCUGAUCCAGACUGGGGUCUACAUUUAAAGUACUUUACUGUAAACUUGUUAAAAUCGUUAUUUCAGUUCCAGUCUAAAACUCACUCAGCUGCAGAAACGACCUCUGACCUCUGACCUCCAUGACAUCGUAGUUUUUAUUAAUUAGUCCGACUUCACGGUGACGUCUCCUCGUCUCCACAGAUUCAGAUCUUCUUCUUUAGUGGUCAGAUUCUUCUUCAGGUGUGAAAGUUUGACUUUGUUUAAAUAUAAAUCAUGUUAAAGUAAAAUAAGAAUUAAAUACUUUCAAAUACAUGAAACAAAAGUGACAAAACUCACUUUAUCGACCUGUUUUUAUCUGAGUUUGUCUUUUAGUCUGUUUUUAUUUCCUCCUCUACGAGCUUCUUCUGUUUAAUUUAUCUGAUAUUUCUUCUUCUGUCACUGACUUUACUCUUAAAUUCACUCUAAUUUCAUUUAUCUCAGUUAUUUUAAUUUACUUCAUUUCUGUCAUCAGCUGAUUUUUAUUUAUAUCAAACAGUUAUAAACAUUAAUAAGAUAGAACGAGCUAAAGCAACAAAAAGGCAUAUAAAUAAUUUAGAUAAUAAAGAGAUAAUAAAGGUCAUUAAAAAAGAAUGAAAGCAGGAAACUAAUGAGGAUAAAAAAAAAGGAAACAAACAAAAAUCCAGAUUAAAGGAGAAUCUUUAAAUGUUCAAAAGUCUAAAUAUGUAAAAACUUCUUCAGCUUCUCCUGUUUCUCUGUUUUUAAAGGCGCUCCUCUUAUAAAGUCGUUCCAAUAAUCAUCAAUAUUUAUUAGUUUGAUUUUCUUCUUUAAAGUGUUUGAACUUUAAUAAUUAUCAAUCAGAGGAAAUCAAUCAAAAGUUCUGCGGUCUGAGGACUCAUCAUCCUGUUUAAAGGUCCUCAGAGACAUUAAAAAAGGAACCACACACACACACACACACACACACACACACCGGGUGAAUCAUCACAGACUGAAAUAAACAGUCAUGUGAUCAGACGUUGAAGGAUGACCGAAUUUUUACUCAUCAGAGGAUUUUUCUACGUUUGAGCAAAAAUGAUUUAAAAAAAUAAAAUUUAAACUUCAAUUAAAAAAAAAAAGAAAAAAACAAACAAAAAAAUAAUAAUUUAAAAAAGGAAACAAAGAGCAAAGUGAGAGUGGUCCUCACUGAAAACAUCAUGACCCUAAAACAGGACUGAGGAGACCCUGAACUGAGGAGCAGAUGAAGUCCUCGAUCAGGGUCAGGAUUAGACUGUCAGACUCCAGAACCUGGUUUGCUGGGUCCACUAAGGUCUACAGAACCGGGUCUACUGAAACACCUGGAUGUCCUUCAGAGUGUUUGUGGUCAGGUUGCAUUCUGGGUACUGUAGGCUCCAGUUUGAAUGAAUGAGAAUCUCAUUUCCUGUGUUACUUUGGUUUCUUAAAGUCUCAUGAGUCCAGUUAUGAUGGUGCAGUGAGGGACCGGGGUCCAGACCACCUGUGGGGCCUGUAGGUGAUCAGGUCCUGCAGGUGAUCAGGUCCUGUUCUCACACGGCAGUUAGAAACAGGGAAACGGCGCCGUGUGUCAGACAGGAAGUGUGGCAGAAGCAGGAAGCUGAAGCUGGCAGAAGUGAGAACUGUUUGCAUCACAGACCAGAAUCAGGAGUUAGAAUCUAGUUCCUCCUUCAGUGCCCCACCUCACAGCAGGUCCUCGCAGGUCCUCACAGGUCCUCACAGGAUCGUAGACUAACGUUAAAACCUCUUCUUCUCUUCUCUGUGUCAGGUUUAGCACUCCAACAUGGCCGCCAGCACGCCGAUCGCCGCAGAGGAGCUGGAGGAGCUCAGAGAAGCCUUCGCCAAGAUCGGUGAGAACCCGGGGGGGGGGGGUCAGUUCCUCUUGUUGGAUCAGAGGAAACAGCAGCAGGAACUGAGACAUGAGAGUGAUGUGAGACAUGUUGUCAUAAAAACACCCAGAAUGCACCAGUUCUGACAUCAUCGACAAUCUUUGGUACAAAUCAAAACAGUCAGAGGAGUCGCUACGGCGCCCUAAUGAUGGAGGCCGCCAUGUUGGAAAUGCUGACUGUAUUAAAGGGAUAUUCCAGCGCAUUUUUAAUUCAGGGUCAAACACACCGUAACACUGAGUUAUCACCUACUCUCUUCCAGCAGCCGCUCGUUUGUAGUGAGACCUCAGGCCAGUCCAUUAUGGACUACAGCGGGGUGCCGCAGCUCAAGGAAGAACAUUUAUGAGGUCUCGAUAUGAAGUUAGGUGCUGUUCUGAGCAUUAUUUAUGGCUAUAGAGUGACGUUGAAACAGGUAUUAGGCCUCCUGGCGAACAGCUACAGCACACCCACCUGUCAGUCUUAUAAGCCCCGCCCCUAAGUUUGCCCAAUGAUGGACACUUUCCUCAGUCUGUACACGAGCUGAGAGCUGAAGACCCUCCAGAGAUGUUUGAACAUGAAGCUCUAUGGAGACCGACUCACUGUGGGACACAGCCUCUAGUGGACACUGGAGGAACUGCAGUUUGUGUCUCCUGUCUGAUUAUGUGCUGUAGUUUUGUUUUCUCUGACCUUUGACCCCUCCCUCCUCCCUCAGAUGUCGAUAAUAACGGGUUCAUCAGUAAGGCGGAGCUCACAGACCUCUUCAGAGCCGCUAACCUGGCUCUGCCGGGGUACCGGAUCAGGGAGAUCGUCCAGGAGCUGACCAGGACCAGUGACCAGCUCACCUUCGAGGAGUUCACUCAGGUGAGUUUUAGGGCCUGUUGCUAUGACAACCACAUAAUCAUCCAGCUGAGAGUACCUGCUGUUUAAACUGUAACAGCAGAAGUGUCUCCUCAUGACGAGUCGAUACUAAAAAAACGACAAAAACCUAAAAAAUAAACGUUUUCGUGUUUAAAACCUUCGAGUUCGACCCUCACACAGGCCCUGAAGGAGAGCUAGGAAUUAUGGGUCAUAUCCGCUGCCUGACCCUGUGUCUUUGUGCUCAUCCUGCAGGUGGUCCAUGGGCUGAAGAGCACGGAGGUGGCGAAGACGUUCAGGAAGGCCAUCAAUAAGAAAGAGGGGAUCUGUAACGUGGCAGGGACCUCCGAGCAGUCCGGGACCCAGCACUCGUACUCAGGUCUGCCCUCAGUUUCUCAUUCUGCUGUUGAUUAUGAGGUUUUAUCAUCGAACCCGGUCAACCUCUGAUUCUCUGUGAAGAAGACAGAGAUCAGAACCGGUCAGAACCAGAACAUCUGUGGGACCGUUUUCACCGAAUAAAACCUCAGAAAAGGAAAAAAGACUUAAAGACUUGGUGAAUGAUGAGGAGUGAGUCAAUGAGAAGAGGAAAAAAGUUUGAUAUUUUUUUUUGACUUAUUUUUAUUUAUUUUAUCUAUUAUUUUAUCUUUUAUUUAUCUCUUUAUUUUGACUUAUUUUUAUUUAUUUUAUCUUUUAUUUAUCUCUUUAUUUUGACUUAUUUUUAUUUAUUUUAUCUUUUAUUUAUCUCUUUAUGUUUACUUAUUUUUAUUUAUUUUAUCUAUUAUUUAUUUUUUAUUUGGACUUAUUUUAUCUUUUAUUUAUCUCCUUAUUUAUCUCUUUAUUUUUAUUUAUUUUAUCUAUUAUUUUAUCUUUUAUUUAUCUCUUUAUUUUUACUUUUUUUUAUUUAUUUUAUCUAUUAUUUAUUUUUUAUUUUUACUUAUUUUUACUUAUUUUAUCUAUUAUUUUAUCUUUUAUUUAUCUCUUUAUUUUGACUUUUUUUUAUUUAUUUUAUAUAUUAUUUAUCUCUUUAUUUCAACUUAUUUUUAUUUAUUUUAUCUAUUAUUUUAUCUUUUAUUUAUCUCUUUAUUUUAACUUAUUUUUAUUUAUUUUAUCUAUUUUUUAUUUUUUAUUUUUACCUAUUUUUACUUAUUUUAUCUAUUAUUUUAUCUUUUAUUUAUCUCUUUAUUUUGACUUAUUUUAUCUCUCAUUUUUCUCCUCUUUCUUCUUUAUUUGCUCUUUAGUUACUGUAACAAGAAUCUGUUUCCUCCUGUAGAUCAUUAAAGCUUUUCUGAUUCUGAUUAUUCAGAGCUCCUUCACUGUUUCAUGUUUUUAACAUGUUUAAGAAGUUUUUUUACCUGAGGAGAGCAGAGUCCACUGAUGUGAUCUGAUGUGGACUGAUGUGGACUGAUGUGGUCUGAUGUGGACUGGUGUGGACUUGUCUCUGCAGAGGAGGAGAAGGUGGCCUUUGUGAACUGGAUCAACAAAGCUCUGGAGAAAGACCCGGACUGUCAACAUGUGCUGCCCAUGGACCCGUCCAGUAACGACCUCUUCACCGCCAUGGGAGACGGGAUCAUCCUCUGGUGGGUCCUGGUUUUUUGAUAGUUUUUAGAAGAUCCUGUUAAAACCUUCAAACAUCAGCCCAGCUUCAGUCUCAGACCCUCAUCAUGAAAACCUCAGAGGAGGACCCCCGUGUAGGUCCACCUGUCCACACCUGAGGACUAACGCUCUGACUCUCUCCCCCGUCAGUAAGAUGAUCAACCUGUCAGUUCCCGACACCAUCGAUGAGAGGACCAUCAACAAGAAGAAGCUCACCCCCUUCACCAUCCAGGUCAGUCCGUCUUCUUCUCAGAGUCCACCUCUGUGUUUGGUCCAAACCCUGAACCCUGGUCCUCGCUCCAACAGGAGAACCUGAACCUGGCUCUGAACUCCGCCUCCGCCAUCGGCUGCCACGUGGUCAACAUCGGGGCCGAGGACCUGAAGGAGGGCCGGCAGCACCUGGUCCUGGGUCUGCUGUGGCAGGUCAUCAAGAUCGGACUGUUCGCCGACAUCGAGCUCAGCAAGAACGAAGGUCUGAACGUGGUCCAGGAACACGAUCCAGACCAGUGAGACCCCGGUCUUCUGAGCUCUAACUCUGUGUGUGUGUGUGUGUGUGCGUGUGCAGCUCUCAUCGCUCUGCUGCGUGACGGCGAGAGUCUGGAGGACCUGAUGAAGCUCUCUCCUGAGGAGCUGCUGCUCCGGUGGGCCAACUAUCACCUGGAGGAGGCGGGCUGUGGAAAGAUCAACAACUUCAGCUCCGACAUCAAGGUGAUCAUGUGACCUCUGAAGGUCAUGUAUUGAUGUGACCUUUGAAGAUCCUGUGACCAUGUGACCUCUGAAGGUCAUGUGACCAUGUGACCACCUCUUUGUUUUUCUGAUUUUUUUCACCGAGAGUAAAAACAAACAGAUGUCACAUGAUGUUUGAAACCUCCUGCAGAUGUUCAGGAGGUCAAAUAUUCAAACUUUAAUCUCCUCCCCCGUGUUCAGGACUCCAAGGCCUACUACAACCUCCUGAACCAGGUGGCGCCUAAAGGAGACGAGGAGGGGAUCCCCGCCAUCGCCAUCGACAUGUCCGGGAUCAGGGUGAGUCCAGAAACCAGCCGACACUCAUGGAGAAGACACAGGUUUUCAUAAAGGGGCGUGUUUAAAAGGGGAGUAUCUCAGAGGGCGUGUCUUAAAGGGGGCGUGUCUUAAGGGGGAGUGCCUCAAAGGGGCGUGUCUUUUAGGGGUGUGUUCUUAAGAGGCAUGUCUCAAAGGGGCUUGUUUGAUAGGGAAUGUUUUUAAGGGGAAUACCUUAAGGGGGAGUGUCUUAAAGGGGCGUGUUUUGGAGUAUUUUGGGUCCUGUAUCUCUGGUUCACAUAUAUCGAUCUGGUCCUCGCUGGUCCGUGUCCGUGCAGGAGAAGGAGGACCUGAAGCGAGCGGAGUCCAUGCUGGUCCAGGCGGACCGGCUCAGCUGCAGACAGUUCGUCAUGCCGGCAGACGUGGUCCGAGGAAACCCCAAACUGAACUUGGCCUUCAUCGCUAACCUGUUCAACAAGUACCCGGCUCUGAAGAAACCCGAGAACCAGGACAUCGACUGGAGCUCCAUCGAGGGUGAGACUGUCGCCGUCCCGCCCUCCUCAGACUCUGAUCCAGAUCAGUCCUCGGGGUUUUGUUGACCAGGUGUUUCUCUGCAGGUGAGACCAGAGAGGAGAGGACCUUCAGGAACUGGAUGAACUCUCUGGGAGUCAACCCUCGAGUCAACCACCUCUACGCGUAAGAACGAAAAAAACACAUUUCAGUCAUUUUUAGAUCCUUCAGAGGGUUUUCUUCAGGUUUCAGGUAAAAACUCUGUCAGCUCUUCAGGUGUUUCCGUUCAUUUCUUCGUCUUUUCACGAUUCUUACAAAACUAAAUUUUUCUAAUGAUAAAAAUAUUUUCUCUUUUUUGGACUCGUGAAACUUUAAAUCCGUCUUUACUGAAGGGAGCAGGUCUUUACUCCUAACCCCCAAUUUUCACCGCAUGUGGAACGGCUCCAAUCCGGAAUAGCGUUCAUUUUCGCCGUACACCACUUCCUACCGGAUCUGUUGGCAAAGCGAAUUUUGCAGCGGAUUACGGACAGCAGGAAUCGCUAGAACUCACAAGAACCCGCAGAUUCACGUUCAACCGCGCGAUUAAUUCAAUCUGUGCUGAAUUUAUCCGCCAUGCUCCGGCGUCCGGAAAAAAUAGAGCUCGAGAUCAGCUGAGGAGUCCGGCGAGCCGCAGUAUUCCUGUCCUCGAGUCUUUAAUCGUGUUUCUGUUUUUGUUUUUUCAGAGACAUCGAUGACGCUCUGGUCAUCUUCCAGCUCUACGAGAAGAUUAAAGUCCCCGUGGACUGGGACAGAGUCAACAAACCUCCAUACUCCAAACUGGGCAGCAACAUGAAGAAGGUAAAUCAGCUGAUCAUUCAGGUUCUCCUGGACCACUCGCCGUUUUAGUUUUGAUGUUUUUCCGCCUCUGCAUCCAUCUGCCCUCUCUCUCGUUUCUCAGUUAGCUUGAGUUAAACUAAAAAUCUAAAUCUGUCGUAAGUCUGUGUCGACUCUAACUAAGUUCUGGUCCUUCUGGUCCAGCUGGAGAACUGUAACUACGCCGUGGAGCUGGGGAAGGAGAAGGCCAAGUUCUCUCUGGUCGGCAUCGCCGGUCAGGACCUGAACGCCGGGAAUCGAACCCUCACCCUGGCUCUGCUGUGGCAGCUCAUGAGGAGGUGACAGCGCCGCCCUGCAGCUCCUCCCUCAGAUAAUUAACCCUUUAAACCCCGCAGUGACGGAGCUUGUCCUGAACGUCUCCUCUCUGUUGGACAGAUACACCCUGAACAUCCUGGAGGACCUCGGAGACGGGCAGAAGGUGACGGACGACACCAUCGUGGGCUGGGUCAACGACACGCUGAGGCAGGCGGGAAAACCGACCAUCUCCAGCUUCAAGGUGAUGACACACACACACACACACACACACACAAACACAAACACAAACACAAACACACACACACACACACACACACAAACACAAACACAAACACACACACACACACACGCACACACACGUCUGACAAACUCAUGAGUUUAUCUCUAAAAAUGUUUGAGUAUCUAAAAUGAUCUUCACUGUGUGUGUCUGUGUGUGUGUGUGUGUGUGUGUGUGUGUGUGUGUGUGUGUGUGUGUGUGUGUGUGUGUGCAGGACGGGUCCAUCAGCAGCAGCAUGCCGGUCUUGGACCUGAUUGAUGCGAUCCAACCCGGAUCGAUCAAGUAUGACCUGCUGAAGACGGAGGAUCUGACCGAGGAGGAGAAACUCAACAACGCAAAGUACGACUUAAAUUUACUGAUCCUGAACUUUUACGAUUUUACAUUUUAUUAAAAAAGUUCAUUAAAGGGAUAUUCCAACUUAAAAUUUAGGGUCAAACUCACCGUAACACUGAGUUAGGACUGCAGCGGGGUGCCGCAGCUCAAGGGAGAACAUUUAUGAUCAUUUCUUUAUCAUUUCCUUGAAGUAAUAAUCAUCAUAUUAAUCAUUUUACAGACGCGGUAGUUCUUCUGUCUUAGCGUCUCGGUCUGAUUGUAUUUCCAUGAAGAAAUGAUCAUAAAUGUUCUUCCUUGAGCUGCGGCACCCCGCUGUAGUCUGUAAUGGACUGGCCUGAGGUCUCUCUACAGAGUGGCGUUUUGGUUGAGGGCGUGGCUCUCUGUAUUUCUAUCCUGCGGUCGUUACUAAAGUUGGUAUAACUAGAGAGCAAGCGGUCGACAACAUUCAUCUCUGGAGGCGGGGUCUAACUCGGUGUUACGGUGGGUUUGACCCUAAAUUAAUUUCACCCCAGAAUAUCCCUUUAACUUUAAUUUUUUGAAAAUAUUCAAACUCUAGAUCUGUAUUUUUAUUCUAGUAGAUCCUGAACCUCUCUGAUCAUUUUUAACUCCUCCUCUUCCUCACUCUCUGCUCUUCAUCGUCUAUCCAGGUACGCCAUCUCCAUGGCGAGGAAGAUCGGCGCCCGAGUGUACGCCCUGCCCGAGGACCUGGUGGAGGUCAAACCCAAGAUGGUGAUGACGGUGUUCGCCUGUCUGAUGGCUCGCGGCAUGAAGAGAGUGUGAAGAGCGGAGAGCGGCUCUUUAAAGUGGACUUUCAAAACCGUCUGUGACCCGGUCCUGAGGAGGAUCUGAGAAGAUGUUCCGAUGUUCUGACGGGGUCGGUGUUUUUAGGGUCAGCGAGCGUCACGUCUGUUACUGAUGAUGUUUCUGUUACAUAAAAACUUUCAGUCUGAGGAGGUCACCUGGAGCAGAGCUGAGGAGAUCACCUCCAUCUUCUUCUUCUUCUUCUUCUUCAGCUCUUUCUUCUGCUCUUCAGGCUCAGAGUCAGUUUAAACUUUUCCUACUUUUCUACUUGAUCAUGAACUCAACCCCGAUCAAUUACAUAAAUAAAUUGUGACAAAUAAAGAAGUUUUUGUAAAAACGUG
Messenger RNA from Xyrichtys novacula (pearly razorfish), 10048 nucleotides. The record is from the annotation of a GenBank genome assembly. Lineage: Eukaryota; Metazoa; Chordata; Actinopteri; Labriformes; Labridae.